AUGCUGCAGCCUGAGCUGGGAGCUCCGCUCCUCCUACUGCUCCUGAGUGUCACCUCCCCGGGGGUCUCACUGCUAUCAUCUCUGCGUGUUGCUGCAAUCCUUGAUGAUCAGACUGUGUGUGGCCGCGGUGAGAGGUUGGCAUUAGCACUCGCUCGAGAACAUAUCAACAGCCACACACAGGGAGCUUCCAGUGGACGGGUUGAAGUGGAAAUCUUUGAACUGCAAAAAGAUAGUCAGUACGAGACUACCGACACAAUGUGUCAAAUUCUUCCCAAAGGAGUGGUCUCUGUUCUGGGGCCUUCAACCAGUCCAGCCUCUGCAUCCACUGUCAGCCACAUCUGUGGAGAGAAAGAGAUUCCUCACAUUAAGGUGGGCCCCGAGGAAGCUCCCAAGCUCCAGUAUCUGCGAUUUGCUUCCGUCAGUCUUUACCCAAGUAAUGAGGACAUUAGCCUGGCUGUGUCACAUAUCCUGAAGUCUUUCCACAAUCCGUCUACCAGCCUCAUCUGUGCCAAGGCUGAAUGUUUACUGAGGUUAGAAGAGCUUGUUCGUCAGUUCCUCAUUUCUAAGGAUACACUCUCCAUCCGAAUGUUAGAUGAGUCUAAUGACCCAGUACCCCUGCUGAAAGAGAUUCGUGAUGACAAGGUGUCUACGAUUAUAAUUGAUGCAAAUGCAACCAUAUCUCACCUCAUCCUAAAGAAGGCCUCAGAGCUUGGGAUGACAUCUGCUCAUUACAAGUAUAUCCUGACUACAAUGGAUUUCCCUCUGUUACCACUGGAUGGAGUAGUUAGCGAUCAUUCCAACAUCCUGGGCUUUUCCAUGUAUAACAGCAGCCACCCAUUUUAUCUGGAGUUCCUGAGGAGCCUUAACAUGUCUUGGAGAGAGAAUUGUGAACUUGGCACCUACUUGGGGCCUGCACUUUCAGCUGCUUUAAUGUUUGAUGCAGUACAUGUUGUGGUCAGUGCUGUACGAGAAUUAAAUCGGAGCCAAGAGAUAGGAGUGAAGCAGCUGUCCUGCAGUACUUCACAGAUCUGGCAACACGGCACAAGCCUCAUGAACUAUCUGCGCAUGGUAGAGUAUGACGGCCUCACUGGACGGGUAGAAUUCAACAGCAAAGGUCAGAGAACAAACUACACCCUGAGGAUCUUGGAGAGAGCAGGGGAUGGACACCGAGAGAUCGGAGUCUGGUAUUCCAAUCGCACCCUGGCUAUGAAUGCCAGCAGCUUGGAAAUUAAUAUUUCAAAGACUUUGGAGAACAAGACUCUGGUCGUCACCACCAUCCUGGAAAAUCCAUAUAUGAUGCGCAAAGCAAAUUUUCGCUCCUUGUCAGGAAAUGAUCAGUAUGAAGGCUUCUGUGCUGAGAUGUUGAAGGAGCUGUCCAAUCUCCUUCAUUUUGACUACAAAAUCAAACUGGUGGAGGAUGGGCUUUAUGGUGCUCCUGAACCUAAUGGUUCCUGGACGGGAAUGGUUGGCGAACUCAUCAACAGGAAGGCAGAUCUUGCUGUUGCUGCUUUCACAAUAACUGCAGAACGAGAAAAGGUGAUUGACUUUUCCAAGCCAUUCAUGACCCUGGGGAUCAGCAUCUUGUACCGCGUGCAGAUGGGCCGGAAGCCGGGUUACUUCUCCUUCUUGGAUCCCUUCUCUCCUGCUGUUUGGCUCUUCAUGUUGUUGGCUUAUCUGGCAGUCAGCUGUGUGCUGUUCCUGGCAGCCAGACUCAGCCCCUAUGAAUGGUACAAUCCACACCCCUGUCUACGUGAACGUCAUCACAUCUUGGAAAACCAGUAUACCUUGGGUAACAGCCUUUGGUUUCCUGUGGGAGGAUUUAUGCAGCAAGGUUCAGAAGUUAUGCCUCGGGCACUGUCUACAAGAUGUGUUAGCGGAGUAUGGUGGGCAUUUACUCUAAUCAUUAUUUCCUCAUACACGGCCAAUCUUGCUGCCUUUCUGACUGUGCAACGUAUGGAGGUCCCCAUUGAAUCAGCUGAUGACCUGGCAGAUCAGACAAACAUUGAGUAUGGGACGAUACAUGGAGGUUCCACCAUGACAUUUUUUCAGAAUUCACGAUAUCAGACAUACCAGCGCAUGUGGAAUUAUAUGAACUCUAAACAGCCCAGUGUGUUUGUGAAGAGCACAGAAGAGGGUAUUGCAAGAGUGCUGAAUUCUCGUUAUGCCUUCCUGCUAGAGUCCACUAUGAAUGAAUACCAUCGUAGACUCAACUGUAACCUCACUCAGAUUGGUGGCCUGCUAGAUACUAAGGGCUAUGGCAUUGGGAUGCCUCUGGGGUCUCCGUACCGAGAUGAGAUAACCCUUGCAAUUCUUCAGCUUCAAGAAAACAACCACCUGGAAAUACUGAAGCGGAAGUGGUGGGAAGGAGGCAAGUGUCCCAGAGAGGAAGAUCAUCGCGCCAAAGGGCUGGGGAUGGAGAAUAUUGGAGGUAUUUUUGUAGUUCUUAUUUGUGGCCUGAUCAUCGCUGUUUUUGUGGCAAUUAUGGAGUUUGUCUGGUCAACGCGACGUUCUGUCGACAAUGAAGAGAUCUCAGUAUGCCAAGAGAUGUUGAGUGAGCUGCGAAGUGCUGUAUCCUGUAAGAAGACUUCUCGUUCAAGGCAUCGGCGCCGACCAGCCCGCCAUCUGCAUGGAAGAACUCUGCUUUCACUUAGCCGACCACCACGUGCCACACGAGAGACUCGCCUCUGCAAUGGGCGUCUCUACCAAUCCCACCAGCACCCCCCUGCCCCACCUCACCCUCCACCUGCUCCAGGAGCUCAACGGCUCCAUGAGGAUCCUCCAUCUUCCUCUGGCCGGGGAGGAUGUGCACACUUUAGAAUCUGCCAGGAGUGCCGGCGGAUACAGACUCUACGAGGCCCCCCACCGGUGCCUAGGCCCCCUCAGUCUCCCAAACCUCCCCCUCCUCCUACUCCAGAAAACCUCACCCCACUUUCACACCACCGGAGACUAGCAGACCCUCUAGAUGCUGGAGCCCCUGAGUGAAGCAGGGAUUUUGGUCUCAUGGAGACCAAUUAAUGAAUAGACAACUUGGAUUAGAAGAGGAGGUACUUUAAGGAGAGAACAUUAGGGCAAAUGGACCUUGAAUAUCUCCUCCUUCUCCUUGUUCCUCCCAAUAUUUUGUUUUGGGUGAGGGUCUUUUUUAAGCCUCCUCUGUAUUCAUCAGAAACACUGCGAUGCCUCAGUCUUUUACAAUGUACGCUGUGCGUGCGAAAUAAACUAUUCCCUCCCACCCUAUGUGUGCCAGAGUUCCCCUCCCCAUUUGUUACUGCUCUAUGAUGUCUUCUAAAAAAGCCCUACAAGGAUUUAUGUGUUUGUGGGUGGAGG
Bombina bombina (fire-bellied toad) is the source of this 3324-nucleotide messenger RNA. It is a transcript of the gene GRIK5, whose product is annotated as glutamate ionotropic receptor kainate type subunit 5. Gene Ontology annotation, cellular component: kainate selective glutamate receptor complex; plasma membrane; postsynaptic membrane. Gene Ontology annotation, biological process: monoatomic ion transport; modulation of chemical synaptic transmission; synaptic transmission, glutamatergic. Lineage: Eukaryota; Metazoa; Chordata; Amphibia; Anura; Bombinatoridae. The record is from RefSeq and is a predicted model, not a curated record. Gene Ontology annotation, molecular function: kainate selective glutamate receptor activity; transmitter-gated monoatomic ion channel activity involved in regulation of postsynaptic membrane potential. Bases 1 to 2982 code for a protein of 993 amino acids. The transcript is spliced from 19 exons.